CUUUGGCCAAAACACAUGGAAACAACCAAUCACUUGUGCGCCGUUUAUUUCGGGGAUUCCGUUCCGUCUCUCCACCCGAGACUGAACGGCGGGGACACACGCCAACUCCUCUAUCAGGCAAUGAUUGACUAAUGUGGGUCUCUAGACAGGUCACAUCCUGUCCGGACCGGGCUGUCACCAUAGCUUUUUUUCUUGUGACAAGGGUCUCAAUCCGAUGCAAUCAACCAUUCCCAAUGAGAGUACGGGAGUCCAAGAUGGUGGUGUCGUUGAUCCACGUACAGAUCUGGUCAAGUCCGGUCGCGUAAUAAGUGGCAAUAACUCACGGUGCGCAACCCCGCAGUGAUUCCUGCCGUGGUGGUUUUGCUCAAAGCUAAGUCUGUCUCCUGGGACCAGAUAUGUUCCCUGAGAUAUUUUUUCGAUCCUCAACAACCACUGGGAUUGUAAACAUCCACGAUUAUGUCACCCGUGAUCACGGUCGCGAUCACUGCCGCGGGUCUGUAUCUGUUGAAAUGGCUUUUCCAGGCAUCCCUCAAGCAGAAAGCGACAUUGGGAAAGCUUCCUCCAGGUCCUCCUCGGAAGCCCUUUGUAGGAAACUUGAACGACUUACCGUCCCAUGAAGCGAAGCCAUGGGAGCACUGGCUCAAGCACAAAGACCUCUACGGCCCCAUCAGCUCAUUGACCGUCAGCGGUCAAAACAUUGUCAUCAUUAAUGACAUGCAUCUCGCCAUCGAACUCCUCGAAAGACGCUCCCUGACCUACUCCUCCCGACCGCACAUGAAUUUUGCCAGCUUAUCGGGUUGGGAUAAGAUGCUUGGCUGUGUCGAAUACUCCCCGCGGUUCAAAGCAAUCCGGAGAGCCAUCCAUCGCCAGGUCGGGUCUAAUGUGUCCGUUUCGGGUUUCCGCUCAGUGCAGGAAGUCGAGGUUCGGCGCUUGUUGUAUCGUUUACUCGAAGAUCCGGCGAACUUGACCAAACAUAUACGCAAGGAAGCCGGUGGGAUCGUGCUGAAGAUCGCAUAUGGCUACAAUGUCGACCCACAUCGGCCUGAUCCUCUCGUGGACCUGGCAGACAAAGCCAUGGAUGAUUUUUCAUUUGCCUUCCUUUCGGGCACUUGGGCCGUCGAUUUCCUUCCGUUCCUCAAACACGUCCCAGCCUGGUUCCCCGGUGCACAGUUCGCAAAAGUGGCAAAAGCGUUCCGAGCGCGCGCGCACGCAUUCAGCACCGUUCCGUAUGACUUCACGAGGGGGAGAAUGGCGAAAGGCGAUUACACGCCAUCCUUCCUCUCCAACCUAUUGGAAGAGGGUGUACCGAAGCCUGGGUCGGAAGAAGAGAUUGUUGUCAAAUGGGCCAGCAGCGUUCUUUAUGGUGGAGGUGCUGAUACUACGGUGUCUACUCUGAGAGGCUGGUUUCUUGCUAUGGCCAUUUUUCCAGAGGUCCAGGGCCAAGCGCAAGCGGAGAUUGAUCGCGUUGUCGGACCCGGCCGUCUGCCUACCUUCGAUGAUCGCGAGAACCUGCCCUACAUCAACGCGAUGAUCAAGGAAAUUCUCCGCUGGCACCCGAUCCUCCCAAUGGGCGCUGCCCACACCUCGAUUCGUGAUGAUGUUUGGGGGGAAUAUGCGAUCCCCAAGGGCACCAUGGUGAUGCCGAAUACCUGGGCUUUUACCCACGACCCGGUCACCUACCCCGAUCCUGAGACCUUCAAGCCCGAACGGUUCCUGCACUCGGAGGGCCAUAUCCCGGAACAGGAUCCUUAUUAUCUGACUUUUGGACACGGACGGCGCGUUUGCCCUGGUCGCACGCUGGCGGACGCGAAUCUAUUCCUCAGUAUCGCCCAGGUCGUAGCUUCUUUCAAUAUCACUAAGCCUAUCCGCAAUGGUAAGGAAGUGGACCUGUCCCUCGAACUUACCAACGGUGUCAUUGUUCAUCCGAAGCCGUUUGAGGUCGACAUUAAGCCUCGGAAUGCUGCUUAUGCAAAAUUGAUUCAAGAUGCGGACCUUCAGUGGGAGGACAGCAACGCUCAUGAACUCUCCGGGCUUGUUUAG
Molecule: messenger RNA, 2040 nt
Organism: Aspergillus candidus
Lineage: Eukaryota; Fungi; Ascomycota; Eurotiomycetes; Eurotiales; Aspergillaceae
Product: cytochrome P450
Exons: 7
Coding region: 457-2040 (527 amino acids)
Molecular function (GO): heme binding; iron ion binding; oxidoreductase activity, acting on paired donors, with incorporation or reduction of molecular oxygen
Source: RefSeq, a predicted model, not a curated record